Molecule: messenger RNA, 6849 nt
Organism: Hyalella azteca
Lineage: Eukaryota; Metazoa; Arthropoda; Malacostraca; Amphipoda; Hyalellidae
Exons: 13
Coding region: 1-6579 (2192 amino acids)
Biological process (GO): DNA repair; telomere maintenance
Molecular function (GO): DNA helicase activity; zinc ion binding; nucleic acid binding
Source: RefSeq, a predicted model, not a curated record
AUGGCUCCAAAAAAGAAGCCAAAGAGAAGGAGAUGCUCCUACUGCAAUCUACUAGGUCACUACACGGAGGACUGCCACCAGGGAGCAGACCGCGACGUGGCUGCAAUGAGCUCUGAUUCCGCGACUGCAACGUCUCCGACUUCACAGAUCUCUGAGAGCCCGUCAAGAGAUGGCCCGACGUCUGGCCAGUGCAUGAUGAUGAACACCUCAGCGCAUGGCAAGGCAGGCUGCUCUUCACAUGAGGAAGACGUGGCUGUGCCCUCAACCUCGGCAACCUCUGCAGCGGGUGAUCGCGCGCAUGGACAGCGUGCAUCGUCCCGGAACACUGUUUAUCAUGAGACAGGCUACCCAUCCCGAGGCGUUGACGUGUCGUACGCGGAUACUGCUGGCACUUUAUGCGCUAGAAGUACACAUCUGUCUUUGAGUCCUCCGAAGAAGCGACUGAAGAGAGGUCAUCCAGAGUUUGCAACUGUUAGUGUACCAGUAACGGCAACUACCGCGGAUGACUCUGUGUCUGGACAGCGUGCUACGGGCCGCGCUUCCGUUCGUACCGAGGCAGGCUGCUCAUCUCGGGAAGUUGAUCCGUUGCCCGCAGAUUCUAUCGGACCUUCGGGCUCGACGAGUACAGAUCUGACUAUGAUGGGCCCAAAAAAGAAGCCAAGAAGGAAGCAGUGCCUCAGCUGCGGCCAAUUUGGUCACUACAUGCAGGACUGCCACCAGGGAGCAGACCAUGACGUGGCUGCAGUGAACUCUGAGUCAGCGCCUGGAACGCCUCAGACUUCACAGAUCUCUGAGAGCCCGUCAAGAGAUGGCCCAACGUCUGGCCAGUGCAUGACGAUGAACACCUCAGCGCAUGGCAAGGCAGGCUGCUCUUCACGUGAGGAAGACGUGGCUGUGCCCUCAACCUCGGCAGUGAGAGAUUUGCCAUUGAGUCCUCCGAAGAAGAGACUAAAGAGAGGGCAUCCAGAGUUUGCAAUUGUUAGUGUACCAGUAAUGGCGACGUCUGCAACGGGUACCCGCUCAAAAUCGCGCACAUCCGUUCACAUCAAGGAAGACUGCACAUCACAAGUUAUUGAUGCGUCGUCCACUGAUGUUGGCCCUUCAUGUUCGACAAGUUCAGAUCUUCCUUCAAAGCUUGUGGAAAUAUUGCCUCGAACAAUCAAAGAGAGUUAUAGGUUAUUAGUACCAAGAUUAAGUGUCGGCAUGGCAGCAGUCUGGCAGUGUCCUCCAAAAUGUGUUGAUGCGACUCAAGAAUUGCAUCAAUUCAAGACGGAUCUCCUGAAGCAUGCAGGCUUAUUGGCAUCAAAGUUGAAUGAAACCUGCUUCCCUUCCGUCAAGUGUCCGAUGGGUUGCAACACUUACAUCGAUGGAGAUGUUGGCAAAGAUGUCGAUUACCUGCCUCUUCAUCAUUAUUUGAGCUUACUAUGUCCCAAAUUUUCAUCAUUCAAAUCCGAUCCAAAUUUCUUCAGUGGUAAGCGUCCAGAUUGGCCAAGUCGGGGCAAGCACGAGGGGUUCAAAUAUGCUGCUACGUUAAUAGUUGACUCGAAGAAAGGACUCUGUAUUGUGACUUGCUCAAAGAAAAUUCAUGCAGAUGGCAGGAGUCUGUAUAUUCACGUACCCUGCAACCCGGUCCUCGGUAGCACUUCUGAGCUUCGUCCAGACCUCAUCGCUCCGUUAUCAGCUAAUCCACACUUCGUAAGAGCUGGCCGGACCAACGAAUUUAACACGAGCCACGCUGUUUUCCGGGAGUACGGCGAUAGUAGCGGCGCGUCGUCCUUCAGUCUAACCCCGAAGCCUUACGUUGGCGGGCCGUGCACUCUGCCGCAAAUAGAUUCCAUGGGUCUCACUUUUAAUCAAAGGCCUGAUAUUUAUCAGUCGUUAAUGGAAGGGGAAACCCUGCCUAAUAAUUUGCUGGAAGAGUUGAAGGAUUCUUAUGAUAAGCAGCCUUUAGAUGAAGAGACUAUACGUAAAGCGAGAGAAACGGGAACCUACGUCAACGUACACGACGCAUCCAAUAUGUUGAUGAAUUUCAACAGUCGUUUGGCUACUGGGCAUCGAGAAGAGACCCACCAGCAAUUGAAGGCCAAGGGGAAGGAGGUGCUGCAAAUUGCUCAUCCUGGCAAUAAUGUGGGGCGGUUGCCGUUCCGUGAUGUGCCGACCACUUACGUUGAUCCUCCGUUGAAUGGCGUUCCUUUACCCGUGCUGGAUGCUACCGACGACGAAGUGGUAGAUGCUGCUGGCAUGCACAUCUUGGAAGACCCCCCACCUCUAUUUCCAGAGGAAGUUGACGAUGUUGCAGAAAUUUACGCAACCCCUCUCGACAGUCUUGCUGGUCAUGACCCUAAUUAUCUCGCUUUCUGCUUUGAUGUCUAUUUGAACAGUCUUUUACAGAGUAACAGCGUUUCGGUCGCUUUACGAAAGGGUUUAGAGCAUGUGAACCGCGCGUACGUUGUUCCUGAACGUCAAGAAUGUUCCUUAAAAUUCGACGAGGCGGACAGUCGUCGAGAGGUUCAACGUUUGUCAGCAAUGAUGUCGGAAAAUCCAUGGGAUUUCUUCGUUACACUGACGUGCAAUGACAGCGGAACAAUGGGAGUAGCACCGUUAAGAAAAGCACUCGAGGAGAGGUACCACGGCAAAGAACUCGACAAGAAACUGCAGAAUGCGUGUCCACUCCUUUGUCGAGCGUGGGCUCGUUCCGUACGAUACUUAUUCGAAUUUCUCAUGCACGGCGAAGAAAAGAUUUUCGGUGAGUUGAAGAACGUGUGGUACCGGUUCGAGUUUCAGAACGCCGGUAGUCCUGGUAACAAGCCGCACGUUCACGCUGGGCUCACGCUCAAGGAUCGUUCUCGCAAUGACAACGAGCGUUUGAAGCGUGUUCACAACAAUCUACUAGACAUGUUCAAUGAUGUCAAUAGGACUGAUUUUGAGAGCCUCGUGAACGAUGGUCUCGUGAAGGAUCGCGCCGACUUCGUUGAACUGGUUAACCUCGCAGACCGGCUUACUCAACACAAUUGUUCAAAGUCUGGAUUUAAAUGCAUGAAAAUAACAUCAAAAGAUGGAAGUAAAAGGUGUCGCGUCCCAAGAUAUUUAUCCAGUGCAGAACCAAAAUACCUUGAGCACACGCACAUGUACGACGUCGAUACUCAGGAGCGUCUUAUGAAACUUGGCCUCGGGAAAAGACGGUAUCCUCCAGAAUUAGACCACCUGACAGAGCUUCACAAUGACGUAGUGGUGGAACCGACUUUGGUUGGCGGGCGUUAUAAUUAUGCGGGUGAGCCAGGUGUGCGCCGUGUCCCCUCAAAUGGCCGCAUUUUCGCUAUGUUGCGUUCUAUGGUGAACGUGCAAGUCUGCGAUUUGAAGUUUACCACUAGUUACUUGGCGAAAUACGCCGCAGGUGCCGAUGAGAAGCGUGAAGUUGUAAUCACCUCCUCCGGCGACGAUGAUAAUGCAGUCGAUGUCGAGCCGCGCGACCUCUAUCAUGCCAAGAUUUCUGGUUCAAAAAUCGCCCAGAAAGUGAAAAUGCGAGCUGAAAAGGCAAAAGAAGCUUUGUGCAGGGAAAUCACCGCCCCAGAGAUGAUCUGGUUUACUCAUCAACUCCCCUUUGUUGUCUGCUCGGCUGAAUUCGUUCACUGUUCAACACAUGCCCCUGAACACAGGCAAGCAGUGUAUCGAAAACAAGGCGGGUACAUCCAGAAAUUGAUAAACGAGGACGGCACCUUGAAAGCAACCACACUACGAGCUGGCUUUCCAAGUUGGCGACGUUUUACUAGGACUCAAACUCUGCUCAUGAGUGAAAUCGUCAACUCUCCAUACUUCGUUGACAACACAUCUCUCUUUAGCGUGCGGCCUCCUGAGUUGCGCAAGGUGAUGAAGCUUGGCGAUUAUCUCAAGUGGUUCUCUUUCACUCGGGCCAAAGUUAUGACGGUUUCUGAAGAAAUCAGCGAGUGCCCUUGGAUAGAUGGGAGCGGCAAGUUAGUUCGUGUGAGGAAGAGGUAUGUGGACGAUGUUCGUCGUUUUUUUGAAACGUUGGCAAACCAAGCUCACCCUCUGCCUGGAACCAUGGAGAUGCAUGGACUUUUCGAAGCUCUUCAUCAUGAAGUUCUUCAGGGAAGUAACUCGAUUUUCGUAAACCGGUUUGUCGAUAUGACGGCUGACAAGGAUGUGGUAGUGGUCUUUACCUGUAUCGAGCCAACAUCGACACACAAGUUCCUCGUUCAUCUUCUGCUCACCUUGGGGUCAUUUGUGACUGAACUUCAAAUUUUUAGGGGUCCGACCCUGCUGCAUGCUUUUCAAUAUGCCCAACUUAUCGCCGAUGUCAACAAUCCGACGGAAGAAGAGGCCCUGUCUAUCAUCAGACUUUACGUGAUGACUCAGCUGAGCUCCUUACCUUACGGCGUGAAAGCGUUUUCUCGGCAUUUGGGUAUAGCAAUGGAUGCUUUACUCAACUUUUUCUUUACAAGGGGCGUUGAGUACGUCGAAGUUCCACUUGCGUCAUUGAGAGCGAUCAGAGAAGAUGCUACUACGAAAUUACAAGAAAUGGAAGCAGCAAGAGCUCAGACCUUGGCUUCUGUUCUGGAAACAACAGGCAUCAAAAAUUCUCCCACCGCAGCUCUUCUUAGUAGCAUGAGGAAAUUUGAUUUUGUACCAGAAAUUGAACGCCUGCCUGAACAAAGCAGAUCCUCGUAUGCGGAACAGUUGUUGUGCUUGCAUGCUCUAGUGGAUGCAAUCGACCGAUUUGACCGUGUCGGGCCAGUGUUUGUGCCCUGUCCGUUAAUUGUUGGACCACCUGGAGCGGGAAAAACGCAUCUCUUACUGACUGCUUGCGUGUACGCACUUUCAAAAGGCUUGCGUACCAUCAUCACCGCUGCCACUGCCGAGCGGGCCCGCAGUUUGGGCGGAGAGCAUUUACACUUGUUGUUUGCUAUGCCGACUGUUAAAAGCCAAAUCGAAUCGGUGCCUGUGACCGCGCAAAAAUGCCUCUUAAACUUGUGUGCAAGCCCUGUCAAGAUGGCCUACUUAAAAAGAUUGGACGUGCUGGUGAUAGAAGAGAUUGGUCUCUUACCUGCAUCCCUACUUAACAUCAUCGACUUUGUAUUACGACAGUUACGAGAAUCUGCAGCACCAUUCGGAGGUGUUCUGCUGCUCUGCUGCGGUGACCCAUGCCAAUUGAAGCCGGUAAAGGGACGAAGCAUUUGGCUUAUGCCCAACCUUUUCACAAUGUUCAAGGUACUCGGCUUGAAGCAUUUUGUAAGGUCGAGGGGUGAUCCUCAGCUCCAAACCCUUAUCAAGCGCAUCCGAAAGCCGAGGCUUAACGCAGGUGACGUAGAGGAGAGCCUUGCUAUCAUCAGAAACCGCUGUGUACCUCACCAAUUCGUCAACACCUGGCAAGAAGUACCCGAUGAUCAUCAGCGUGUGGUCGGUAAAAAUUCUGCAGUCGAAUACGCAGUCAGUAUCUAUUUGGAACAAAAGAAAGCCACGCCUGGUCUUCGUUACAUCAUAGAACAUGCGCAUGAUGAAAUCGAAGUCAUCGGAGGCAACUGGAUGAAUGCUAGCGCUGCCAUCAGUAAACAACUAGACAAGGAAUGCAAGGAACCACAUGAGAUUCUUCUCUUCUGUCGCCAAAUUGUAAGAUUAACCUACAAUAAUUCAGCACCGACUGCCAGGAUUCCGAAGUUCUCUCAGGGCCAAUUAGCUGUGUUACUAGAGUUGCCCGACCUUAACCUUCCUCGGCAUGCUCAACGGAUCACCAUUAAGCUGGUCCCACCGGGUGUCAGAGUGGUGUCUGUGGAUGCUUUACCUAAUGAGUGGCCGGUCUUCGCUAUUGCACGCAGGUUCACGAUCCCUCAAAAAAUCCAGGUGCACAUGUCUAAGGCCAGGCGCGAACAGUGGCCAUUCACUUAUUUUGUCUGCACCACGGUUCAUCGGAGUAUCGGAGAAACCCUACCAAAAUUGGCAACACAGAUUAGUGAAGACAAUUCCAUGUUCAGACUCUGGGACAAAAAUCAACUCCUUGUCAUCUUAAGUCGAGUUCAGUCUUUGGAUGAUCUGCUAUUUGUUGGUAAUGCUGACGACACUUUGAGGUCAAUGAAGAAACUUAUCGAAGUUGUGGACCCCUGGCAAGCCUUCGUCGAUAAGGUCCUGACCGCUUGUGACAGCAUUCGACAGGGCGAUGGACUCCUACCGCAAACUGUUUCUUAUCCUUCGAUCCUCUCCAGUGUCCCUUCUACCGAGUCUGGAUUUGUGUUUAUGCUCGUAAGCUUGAAGUUUGACUCGUUUGUCAUCGACAACGGACCCAGCUUAAAGGAGGCACUCAGGGAAUACAAUGAUCCCCUGACCCGUUCGGAAACUCGUUCAAGGCGACCGUGGAUUUUAGCAUCGUACACCACUUGCUUCUCGGACAACACUGCGAUCCUUGAUUUCACUAGGGCCUGGAGAGCACGAAUCCAUCGUCAUCACGGUCUUGAGGCAACGUGUCAUCAGGCGUUAGAAACGGGCCGUCUUGUGUUUCAAGAAGAAAAACUAGUUGAAGGUCAACUAAUCAUGCAACAAUGCGUGAAGUUGACGGCUGGUGACUUCUGAGGCUGGUGACAUUGAAAGUGGCGCUGUAUGAGCAGUGCAGCACGUUUGCAAACAGCGUGGAGUUGUCCACGUUUCGUUUCUUGUUUUGGCUGGAGUGGAGAUGUUCGUGGCUUCGUUUGUUUUCGUACCACCUGAUCUUCCGACCUCUGUGGAUUGCGUUACAUGUGCGAGAUGACGGAGAGCGUUCACUCUACAGUGAGUAGUACUUGCUUCAGAUCGCUGUAAUUCUUACCUCUCAAGCGAUUUCCUUCUGUUGCCAAGUUUCAAUAG